AUGCAUGCUUGAUUAGUUACUCACAUAUUCAUCCUCGCACCUAUGUAUAGCACAGGGAAACCCUAGCAUUGUUCAAGCUAGCUAAAUACAACAUGUCUACGAUUGUGGAGAUGAGAGUGCAUAUGGACUGUCCAGGAUGUGAAAGGACUAUAAAGAAAGCUCUUCAAAAACUAGAUGGAGUGAAUGACGUUGACAUAGACAUGGCAAUGCAAAAGGUGAUAGUCACAGGAUGGGCUGACCAACAGAAGGUUCUUAAAGCAGUGAGGAAGACAGGAAGGAGGGCAGAGCUGUGGCCUUUGCCUUUCCACUACGGCCAUGCAUAUGAUAAUUACCAUGCCUUCACCCAUUAUUAUAAUUACUAUCAGCCACAACACAUUGAUUAUCGUCGCCAAAACCAUUCAGCCACUUCUUAUGCUUAUUAUCAGCCUGCAUUGUCCUCUUCCUACGACUAUAAUUGUGAUGACGAGCUUGGUUACAACUAUGACCGUGGUCGAUAUGAUUACCAUCCCCAGCAGGCUUAUUUUCCGGUCUUUGAUGAGCGAGCCAGUGCAAUCUUUAGUGACGACAACCCUCAUGCUUGUUCUAUAAUGUGAUAUUUAAUGUGUGUAAUUUCGGGUUGUCCUCAUCAACUAAGUCAUUGAUUGGGUGGUAAUGGGAUUUAGAAGUUGUAUGUAUUUCCUAGGAUUGUAUUUGAAAACAUAAGUUUUAAAUCUUUUAGCCGUAGAUGUAUAAAUUUGGAUGAAAUUCAAUAUAAUUUUAUUUGUGUUUGUUUAAA
This is a messenger RNA of Malania oleifera, 775 nucleotides long. RefSeq names its product heavy metal-associated isoprenylated plant protein 28-like. The coding region runs from base 93 to 593 and encodes 166 amino acids. The transcript has 3 exons. Lineage: Eukaryota; Viridiplantae; Streptophyta; Magnoliopsida; Santalales; Ximeniaceae. The record is from RefSeq and is a predicted model, not a curated record. Gene Ontology annotation, molecular function: metal ion binding.